This is a messenger RNA of Amphibalanus amphitrite, 1241 nucleotides long. RefSeq lists its product as uncharacterized. The record is from RefSeq and is a predicted model, not a curated record. Bases 360 to 899 code for a protein of 179 amino acids. The transcript has 3 exons. NCBI's taxonomy places the organism in Eukaryota, Metazoa, Arthropoda, Thecostraca, Balanomorpha, Balanidae.
AAUUCAGUGUCGGAUGGGCAGCUCGGUUCGACCCUGGCCGGCCGCAGAGCCGCGGGAAGGAGGCUCCUUGUACUGGUCGAACGGCCGGCGGCGCCCUCUCCGGCGCCCCGGCGCUCAUUGCUCCAUCCAUUGCUACACGGCGGAACACCAAGUGGCUCUCGAAGGACACGCCCUGACCUUGAGGGUCAGAAGUGUCCUAGAUUUUUGGGCGGCGCGGGCCGGGGCGGCGAAGGGGCGCCGCAUGGCACUGCCCGCGGGCCUUGGACAGAGUGAACGGUGAUAAAAGUCCAGCCGGCCGGCUCCAUGGUGUAAACGCAGCCCGUGUCUCGUCGGAACCGCAUCCCACUUCACACGCAGAGAUGAAGCUGACCGUCGCUCUGGCGCUGGUGGCCGUCGGCCUGGCCUCCUUCUCUGAGGCCAUCUUCAUCUUCGAGACGGCGGCGGCCGGCACGGCCUCCACGGUGGGUGUGGGCACGGCCACGGGCGCGGCCGCGCUGGCCGGCGUCGGCGGCCUGGUGCUCGGCGCCGGGCUGGUCGGCGUGCUCGCGCUGGCCGCCUCCCGGCGCGGAAAGCGCUCCGUCGAGGACGGCCUCAAGGAGGACGCCGUCUUCAACCUGGUGGCCGCCUCUGACGCGUUCGGCUGCGCCAUGAAGCUGGUCUGCCUGCUGGAGGCCAAGCCCGACGAGGGCCUCACCGAGGACGACACCUUCAUCCUCAACAUCUUCGGCCGGGACCCGCAGGCUCCCAGCAUCGAGAAGAUGAAGACCCCGCGCGGCGCCUACGACUACGCCGCCUUCAUGGGCAAGCGUUUCGGCGCCGACUCGUGCGAGGAGCUGUUCCACACCUGCGAGGCCUCCUACCAGACCAUGAUCACCUACGUGGCCAAGCUGCGCGCGUAAGGCGUGACAGCAAGGCACGUUCCACCUUGUACAACUAUUUAUAUUGCGGGGAGCGAUGUGGGGCGGUCUCGGGAGUAUACCAGUGCUCAGAGAAUGUGGGGGAGCACUUUGCAAAUGAAGAGUCGUGUGUAAGCAGCAUGAUUUGAAUCGUUCACCUUCAAACUGUGAUUUUUGCGACAUAAUGCAUUGAUGAAAGAGCAGAAGCCUGCUUGACUGAGAUUUUGAAAAUGGGAGCAAUAUGACGUUUAUUUUGUCGACAGUACCUGUAACUACAACAUAAGCGUUAGACCCAAGGCCAGUUGGUUGUUGCUGAUAUUAUUUGGAAUAUAUGAAAUGUACUUA